Messenger RNA from Gigantopelta aegis, 1835 nucleotides. Its product is annotated as zinc finger protein 808-like. Lineage: Eukaryota; Metazoa; Mollusca; Gastropoda; Neomphalida; Peltospiridae. Gene Ontology annotation, biological process: regulation of transcription by RNA polymerase II. Gene Ontology annotation, molecular function: DNA-binding transcription factor activity; RNA polymerase II cis-regulatory region sequence-specific DNA binding. The record is from RefSeq and is a predicted model, not a curated record. The transcript has 3 exons. The coding region runs from base 382 to 1449 and encodes 355 amino acids.
CUAGAAGAGCACAUUGAUUAAUUAAUCAUUAGCUAUUGGAUGUCAAACAUUUAGUAAUUUUUAUACAUUAGUCAUCUGAGAAAACCCGCAAGGGAUCUUUUAUAUGCACUUUCCUACAGAUAGGAAAGCACAUACCACACCAGUUGUGGUGCCCUGGUUGCAACAAGAAAAAACCAGGUCAGGUGAAUGGAUCCACAGAGGUUGUUCGAUUCUGCGAUGCAAGCACCUCAACUGAGCAGUCAACCAACUGAGUUAAAUCCUGCCCCCUGCGUGGAAGACGGGUGUGCCAAAAACCUCUAGCAUUUUGAUACGCAUUUGCUGUGCCACACGAGUCACUCAUGCUCAUUUGAGCAGCAAUGUAACAUCUUAGCAAUAUACAAGAUGGAAAAUGGAAAAUACGUUUGUGAACAGUGCAGUUACAAUACUACCCGGAAGUAUAACAUUCAGCGUCAUAUAUUUAAACACUCUGACCUGCCUGUUUGCAGGAUUUGUAAUACAAAGUUUAUGGAUAGCAUUCACUUAAUAAAUCAUAUGGUAACAGUACAUGGCCAGGGUGGAGAUGCCAGGGCCUGCUGUUCCGUGUGUGGUGAAACCUUUCUCAGUUUAAAUGCUUUGAGAAAACACAAACAGUUUGUGCACUUGAGAAAGGCCAAAUACCACUGCAAAGCCUGUGACAUGUUUUUUGAUAGUCGAAGUCGAUUUGAUGCCCACAUGUCGAAGCACACAGGUGUUGCUCCUCAUUGUUGUGGGAAGUGUGGAAAGGGAUACAGAUUCAAAAAGAAUCUGCUUCACCAUUCUAUGAUUUGUACUGGCAAAAAUGUGUCUUAUGAAAAGAAAGAUGGCCGACUGCAUUGCCGGGAAUGUGGAUACAUCACCAAAUGGUACACAGACAUCAAACGUCAUUGGUACCAGCAUAAUCCUGAAAACAAGCAUGCCUGCAGCCACUGUGAGAAAUUAUACUGUUCUGUGCUAGAACUGCAGGAACAUGUGAACACAGCACAUCUCAACUUGAAGUUCCUCUGUUACGGAUGUGGCAAAAAAUUCAACUCCCGACGAGCACUAAAUAGACAUGCUAGCCAUGCCCAUGAGAACGUCUACAAAUACACAUGUGAAGUCUGUGCAAAGCGCUUUUAUGACAAGGUCAAGUUUGAUGAUCAUAAGGACAAACACACUGGAUCAAAGAAUCACAUCUGUCAUGUAUGUGGUCUAGCAUACCGCUAUAAACCAAGACUUAUAACCCAUCUGAAAAUGCAUACCAGUUCAGAGAAUUUUUUGUGCAACAUAUGUGAACAAAGAUUCAACACAAUGGCCUCAUUGAAGAAUCACAUGAUAGGAAAACACAGUAUAGAUCACUGCUAUAGGUGUCCGUGGUGCAGCAAGGAAUUCAAAUGGAGCUCAUCCUUGUCAUUUCAUAAGAGGAAAACGUGUCAAUUUCAACCAAAUAUUUAAUAAACCUGAAGUACAAUGUAAGCAAAAACAGGGCUAAAAAUUCAGCUUUUUUCACGAGAAUCCAUGUGGAUUCCUAUGGAAAUAGUCCACUGGAAUCCUCCGUUUCUAAACAUUUUCAGAGAAGACUUUUAUCAACAGUGUUAAUACAGUGUUAGUACAUGUAUGUAUAUAGAUUGCUUAUUCAUAAACAGUGGAUGGGAUACUUUUGCCGAUGUAUUUUGAGCAUUGCAUGGUUCAAUGUUUGUAUGGAUAUUACUGAAGCACAUUUCCACAACUGACAAAAAGAUGUAUUGAUUAAAAAGAGCAGGUAAUUCAAGGUUAGGAACAUAAUAUCAGCGAACUAACAUAGAAAUGUUUGAUGUAUUAUUAAAUUUGGGAACACUUAA